Messenger RNA from Solanum tuberosum (potato), 2040 nucleotides. RefSeq names its product pentatricopeptide repeat-containing protein At2g32630-like. Lineage: Eukaryota; Viridiplantae; Streptophyta; Magnoliopsida; Solanales; Solanaceae. The transcript has 2 exons. The record is from RefSeq and is a predicted model, not a curated record. Gene Ontology annotation, molecular function: protein binding. The coding region runs from base 236 to 1741 and encodes 501 amino acids.
UCUCUUAAAAGCUUCAAAUUACAAUUUUGUUAACUCGCCCAGCUCGCCGGAAACUCGCCGAAGCUCGCCGGAAAACAGGGCAUCUCCAGCUCGCCGGAAAACAGGAUAUUUCCAGCUCGACGUAAAACAGGGUAUGUCCAGUUGCGUUAAUAGAGGUAACCUAUAUUUCUGAAGUUCAGAAAUGAAAAUUUCAAAUUGCACUGUUCAAGUUUAUAGGUAUUGAGUUAUUCUUCACAUGUCGACUCAAAAGUUUUACCAACCGAUAAAACAACGUUUUCCCAAUAGACCCAUUAAAGAAAUUGCCAAAUUAAUCUCCCUCUUUCCCCCUUCUCCUUCUUCUUGCUCAAAUUUCUUCAAAUUCAAGAAAAGUCCCAAUCUUGAAACCCAUUUAGCCGUGGUUGUAGACUUGUUAAAAUCCAAGGAGUUUGCUGAAGCAGAGAAUAUAUUGAAUGCUGUUGUUGUUACUGAUGGUAUGAGGAAACCAGUUUCAAAAAUAGCUUCUUUGUUGAGUGAGAAUCAUGUAAAGUGUAAUGUUAGAGGGAAGAUGUUUAAUAUGCUAUUUAGUGUUUAUGUUAAUAACACGAGGUUUAAUGAAGCUCUACAAGUUUUUGAUUAUAUGAAAAAAGGGCGCUUUAGAAUUGAUGAUAGAGCUUGUAUGGUUUACUUGCUUGCUAUGAAAAGGCAAAGGCAAUAUGAUUCGUUGUUCGAGUUUUUCCAUAAGAUGGUUGAGUUUAAUGUGAAAAUUACAGUUUAUUCGAUGACGGUGGUAGUUGAUGGAUUGUGUAAAAUGGGGAAGGUUUGUGAGGCUAGAAAGCUCAUGGAUGAAAUGGCUAGUAAAAGGGUGAAACCAAGUGAUUACACUUAUAACAUAUUGUUACAAGCAUAUAUGAAGAUACUAGAUUUUGUGGCUGUAAAGGAGAUUUUGAGGAAAAUGGAGAAGGAUGGUUUUGAUCUCAAUCUGACUAGUUAUACACUUCUGAUUAAAGGAUAUUCAACUUUUGGCGAUCUUGUAGAGGUUGAGAGGUUGUUUAAGGAAAUAGAAAAGAAGGGUAUAGAGCCAAAUGUUCAUUUAUGCACCUCCAUGAUUAGUGGUUAUAGUAAGUUAGGUAAUGUUAUGAAGGCAUUUUCAACGUUUGUUGAAAUGGUGGAGAGAGGCCUCAUUCCUGAUGGUCACACAUAUGGAGCUUUGAUAAAUGUCUUCUGCAAGGCUGGACUAAUGCAAGGAGCUGAAGUUUUGCUAAAUGAGAUGCAAGGCAAGGGCAUUAGCAUAGACCGGGUCAUAUUUAAUACGAUGAUGGAUGGUUACUGUAAGAAAGGUAAUGUGGAUGAAGCACUGAGGCUACAGACAAUUAUGGAGGGUGAAGGACAUCAGCCUGAUGCAAAUGCUUACAAUAUAAUUGCUACGGGCCUGCGUAAGCUAGAAUUGUAUGAUGAAGCAAAAAUGUUGUUGCUCUCAAUGGUGGAUCGAGGUGUAGCUCCAGAUACAAUUAGUUAUACAACUUUGAUCGAUAUUUAUUGCAAGCAGGGAAAUUUUGUGGAAGCAAAAAGGGCACUUAUUGAGAUGGAAACUAAGGAAAUUAAGCCUAACACAACAACAUACACUACACUGGUAGAUGGUUAUUGCAAGCUGGGAAAAAUUGUUGACGCAAAAAGGAUACUUAGGGUGAUGGAAACUGAAGGAGUUAAGCCUAACACAACAACAAACAGUGUUUGUGCCAUGAUAGACGGUUAUUGCAAGUAGGGAAAUUUCAUUGAAGCAAAAACGGUAUUUAGUGAGAUUGGAACUAAGGGAGUUAAGCCUAACACAGUAACGUACACUGCCCUGAUACAUGGUUAUUGCAUGGUGCGAAAUCUUGCUAAAGCUGAAAAGGUACUUAUUGAGAUGGAACCUAAAGGAGUUAAGCUUAACAUGGUAACGUAUCCUGCCCUGAUAGAUGGUUGUUGCAAGGUGGGAAAUAUUGCUAAAGCAAUAAAAAUACUUAUUGAGAUGGAAAAUAAAGGAUUUAAGCCUAAUGCAAUUACUUGCAAUGCCCUGAAGAU